Molecule: messenger RNA, 1396 nt
Organism: Hevea brasiliensis (rubber tree)
Lineage: Eukaryota; Viridiplantae; Streptophyta; Magnoliopsida; Malpighiales; Euphorbiaceae
Product: defective in cullin neddylation protein AAR3
Exons: 9
Coding region: 237-1196 (319 amino acids)
Biological process (GO): positive regulation of ubiquitin-protein transferase activity; protein neddylation
Cellular component (GO): ubiquitin ligase complex
Molecular function (GO): ubiquitin conjugating enzyme binding; cullin family protein binding; ubiquitin-like protein binding
Source: RefSeq, a predicted model, not a curated record
GUAAUAUUCCUAAACCAAGGGGGAUUAGAUCCGGCUCAACCCAACGCGUAAUAUGGGAAAUGGGAAGUGUAGGACAUUGACACGCAAAUAACACACAGAGGCAGACAAGCAGACGCCCAGAUAAAGAGAGACCCUUCUAUCCCUGUUCAUGGCUUUUCUUUUGAGUUUUUGAGCUUCUACUUCUAGGGUUUUGUUCAUACCCAUCAGCUCUGCUUUGGCUCUGCCUUCAGCUCCCAAUGGAUUUGCCGGAUUCGAAUCGGGUUGACAUCUUCGAGAUUUACCAGCGUUACUGCGUCAUUAGAUCAGGAAAAGCAUAUGAGGGAGAAAGAAAUGAGCAGGACAAUGAUACACAGCGGGGCAAAUCCUCAAGGGAUGCGUUGGCUCAGCUUUUAAAAUUUGUAGAAUUGAGAGUGCAUGCAAGUUCGAUUGUUGAUGAACUUGCAAAGCUCAUGUCAAAGCUAGAAUUUAUGGUGGAUUUCUCUGAGUUCUCACGCUUCUAUGAUUUUGUGUUCUUCGUGUUCCGCGAAAAUGGUCAAAAGAAUAUCACUGUAAGCAAGGCAGUUACUGCUUGGAGACUAGUUUUAGCUGGGAGGUUCCGAUUGCUGAACCAAUGGUGCAACUUUGUUGAGGAAAAUCAGAGACAUAAUAUUUCUGAGGAUACAUGGCAGCAAGUUUUAGCUUUUAGCCGAUGUGUGCAUGAAAAUCUUGAAGGUUACGAUCCUGAAGGAGCUUGGCCUGUCCUAAUAGAUGACUUUGUUGAGCAUAUGUACAGGGUAUCAGGAUCCAAUAAAGAUCCCAACCUUUUCUGCAACUGCGGUGAUUCAGAGUCUCAGUCAUGUAUAUUUGAAGACCCUCUUCCUGGAUUGAAAGUCAUUCCUGGUCUGAAGCGGAAGUGGCCUAGCCUUCAAAAUGGAGUGGAGUCCUCAGAUUUUCUGUUCCAAGGUUAUAACAACCUGAAUCUUAAGUCGAAUUCAAAAAGAAACAAGUUGAUAUCUAAAAAAACGUUGAACUGGGAGGAUAAUCCACCAGGUAAUUCAGCCGGUGACUGCAUGGAAAUCAUUAAUCAGAAUAGUCCAAUGGGGUCGUCCAAAUCUGUCUGUGCAGUUGAAGGUUGCUUGUCUAGAGGCUUUGCAGGACUGUUCUCAACUCGUUCCUAUUUGCAACUUGAUCGGGAAAGGAGAGUUUCAUAUAUAUAGAAAAAAAAAUGUGUGACUUGGGGUUAAUAUUCAUGUAUGUAUACCCACAUUUUCUGCGUGUUGUGUGGGACGUUAUUUUUUUUUUUUUUGGAUUCUGAAACAGUGGUGGUGAAUUCUUAUUGAUUGAAUGUUACAUCAGUACUCCUUUUGAGUGUUAAGAAAUCACUAAAAGGGUGAUUAGAUUUGUUUGAUUUCUCUAA